UAAUAGUUAGCAUCCGCAGGCUAACUUUUUCUUUAUUUGGAUUCUCUGUUUAACCCAGUUGAAGUAGCCAGAUCUAACUCGGCACUUCAGAGCAUUUGACGCAAAUGUAAGUUUUUAAUAACUUCAAAGAAAGCCUCGACCAUGAAUGGGAGUACGAAUCCGCUGCUGGAUAAAGAGGAGCAUGUUUUGAAGCUCGGAGAAAGCUUCGAGAAGAGGCCAAAAUCUUCUUUUCACACCAUCAGAUAUGACUUCAAACCAGCAUCUAUUGACACUAGUUGUGAAGGAGAGCUGCAAGUCGGGAAAGGAGAUGAAGUUACCAUUACACUACCUCACAUUCCAGGCUCCACGCCUCCUAUGACAGUAUUUAAGGGAAACAAGCGACCAUAUCAGAAGGACUGUGUUCUCAUCAUUAACCAUGAUACGGGUGAAUUCGUCCUGGAGAAGCUCAGCAGCAGCAUCCAGGUGAAGAAAACAAGGGCAGAGGGGAGCAGUAAGAUCCAGGCCCGAAUUGAGCAGCAGUCAGUUCGCUCCAGCCAGCCUAGCUCUCAGUUCCGGGCCCCAACCAAACCUGGAACUGGGAUCAAAACCUCGCCCUCCCAAACUAAGGACAACCCCUCUCCUGAGCCGCAGCUCGAUGACAUCAAGAGAGAGCUGAGAGCGGAGGUGGAGGUUAUAGAGCAGAUGAGCAGCAGCGGCAGCAGCAGCUCCUCAGACUCAGCCAGCGCCUCGGGGAGCGGUGACGACAGCAGCAGCAGUGACGGCGAGACCGACGCACCGCGGCCGCUCAGCCAGACCUCCCCCAGCCGCCUCCCUGUGGUCAACGGAGGAGUCGACCGGCAGCAGGGCAACAACCAGCUCAUGAACACACUCCGAAACGAUCUUCAGCUCAGCGAGUCGGGCAGCGACAGCGACGACGACUGAACUCUCUGGGUCAGCCUCUCCUCCUUCACACUCCUCCUCAUCUUCCUCUUUUCUUCUUGAUUCAUUUGUUUCUUUGCUGUGAUAUCUGACUCCAUCUUUAUGUUGUAGCAUGACUGUAUUUUAAAAGUUUUAUUUUAGUAUUUCCUUAAAGAUGGCCACCCAGACACAUUAGGAGUUUAUUUUUAUUAGAUGUAUAUUUUGUUUGGAAGAGUUUUACCUUAGAGUGAUGGAAGAUUAUAUAUAGAGCAUUCAUGCAUAUUUUAAGUACUAAAAGAAGCUAGUUUUAUCAGCCGAAUACUUCUAUUUUUAUUAUUAAGUUUUGUUUUUAUAUUAAAAUUAACAAGAUAAAGGUUUCAGUCGGAACCACCCACUUGUUCCUCCCCGUAUGUCAGACAAAGCUGUGGACAUCCUCUCUUUAUGUUAUUGUUAUUAGCACUUCUUAGUUAAUAACACAAAUCAAACUUGCAUUCAUAUGCAUUCUUUCUUUAAAUACUAAAAGAUUAACUGCAAAAAGUGUAUAAACAACCUUUCAGUUAUUUCACAUUUGAUUCUUUGGUGGCUAUUUGGCACUACAAAAAACAAGAGAAAGUGAAUUUUACCUGCCCUAUUUUUCAAAAAGAGAUUCUAAUGAUUUUCAUUAAUUAUAUAGAAAAUGAGGAUAUUUAUAAUUGGUAUAAAAGCUGCUCAUACUAGUUCCUUAUUAUAAUUGAUGAAUAACAUCUUGGAUGAUGUUCUUUUCUCCCACCACAAGAUGGCAGAUAAGAUUCAAUAUUAAAACAGAAACCUAGUCAAUGAAAGACAUUCAUUGAGUAGGUUUAUUUGUAAUACCAAAAAAAUGGGUUCUUCCAAACUUGGUUUGGUUUCUCUGGAAGAUAAUGUUGUGAUUUGUUUGUGUUGGACCUUCGUUUACCCUAACUGUUACUCAUUGUGUUCAUCUUUCUCUGAAAUAGCAACAGAUGUAGAUUAGAAAAUGAAUAAAGUCAACCAUUGUGUAUUUAAAACUGGAUAACCAAAAAAAAAAAAAAAAAAUCAAAGAGAAAAAGGUUACCAGUUUAGUCGCAGCUCUUUUGUUGAUUGCAGAGAGUGUUACUAUCUGAGAGCUGUGUGUACUGUGUCUGCCCUUCAGCUUAGACACAUGUCAUUUUCUCAUUAAUGUUUGAUUUUUAUAUGUCAUUUUUGGUCUUAAUGUCAGGUACUUGAAGCAUCAUCUCUGUGUUUCAGAGAUUUCACAUUAUUAUUCAGCCGUCCCGAGCCAAUCAUUGAGGCAGUUAUUUAAAACUAUAUAAAGGCUCUACAUUAUAGGACACUUGGAACCAAAAAACGCUUAUAGGAUAACUUUUAUUUGUUUCAGACAUGUGUUGUUUGUUUGACCCAGAAAUAUACCAGGCCACAGGACCUUUAAAUGCUUUACAGAAUUUUAGUUUAGUAACAAAAGUAAAUGUGUUAUACUCCGAAAAUGCCAAAGAAUAGAACUCACCUAGAGAAAGACAUUCAGGAUUGUUGAUUGUGUUCAGUUUACAGUUUUACAGUCUUUCUGUGCAAACAGUAUAAUUGGUUACUUUGUUGUUUUUUUUAACUUAACUGCAAACAUUUUUGUGUUUGGUAUUAUUAUUUAGAGUUACUAAUAAAGAAGAGUCUCAGUAUUAAAAUAACUAGGCCUAAACAUAAAAUAGUUUUUGUAAAAGAUGUCAUAGAGAAAAAAAACUUUUUUAUUAUUACAGAGUGACUCAUAAUUACAUUUGGGAAUUUGUAGAAAGUUUUAGAUCACAUUUAAAAUUACUUUACAUACAAAAUAGACUGUUUUACACUAAUUGGAGUACUAAAUAAUCUCUUACUUACAAAAACUGACUUUUUUCUUUUCUUGUGAAAAUGAAUGCUCCAUUACUCCAGUUCUGACCUGUAUUAUUGCGAGCAAAACUGCAUCCAGACAUACACUCCCGGUCUGUUGGUCCCAAACUUAAAGUAACCAGCAGACUAGAGACGUACAGCUAACAGAAAUUUGAGUGAAUAUACUUUUACAUCAUUAAGGUUCAUAAUGUCAGAUUUCAUCACUCUCUUUUUUUUUUUACUCUUUCAUGCUUCAAUUUAUCUACAUCAGUUGCAGAAUCAUUACAAAUGGAUGCUGUAGCAGUAAAUAACAAUAAAUUGGGAUCUUCCCUUUUAUUUAAAAGAAGCUGGAAGGUGUGUUUUGCUAGAGGUGAUCACAAAUUUCAUAAUAAUCAUAAAUAUGUUGAGCUCAUUCUAGUUGUGAGCUGGAAAAUGAGAGGCGUAGUUAUUUAUUUUGGUGCUCAGUACUAUACGCAAUACAAGCUUAUAACUAUAUGUUUCUCUCCAUUUUGUGGAUGAAAACACAAAAGGAACAUGUUUACAGCUCUAUGCCGAAUAUAGACUGGAAAUAAUGACUUCCAGCUUAAAUGGACAUUCUUCCGUUUUCCACCACGGACUUAAAAAAUCCAACUUUGGAGUGCAAAGAGAAUGCAAAUAACCUAGCUCGCUAAAUUAACUAAACAAACUAGAUUGUCAACUUUCUAAUAUCCAAGGAAAUGUUAGUGUUGCUUAGUUUAUUUUUAGGCAUCUGGUAAAUGCGUAAGACUCAAUUGUUGAUUUACUCCAAAAAGAAACUAACAUAUUUUUUCUUGUUGUUUCCCUUCGAAACUGUAAAAGUCUUGCAAAAGUGUGCAGUUGUUUUACUUACUGUGUUGUAUUUGUUAUUUUAGUUUUGUGUCUUAGAAAUGUAUUUAUGUGAAAUUUGGAUUGUAUUAAGUUUGCAAAUUUCAGUAAAAUAGUUUCCCACAUU
Molecule: messenger RNA, 3718 nt
Organism: Xiphophorus hellerii (green swordtail)
Lineage: Eukaryota; Metazoa; Chordata; Actinopteri; Cyprinodontiformes; Poeciliidae
Gene: eaf1
Product: ELL associated factor 1
Exons: 6
Coding region: 142-921 (259 amino acids)
Biological process (GO): transcription elongation by RNA polymerase II
Cellular component (GO): super elongation complex
Molecular function (GO): transcription elongation factor activity
Source: RefSeq, a predicted model, not a curated record